AUGGACCACGAGCCCAAGAAUCGCCGACAUGAAGAUAUCGGAGGCGGAAAGCGUGACCAGUGUUGCAUACGUGCUCAGCUGCGGAUCUCUGCGCAAUAUGGGAAGACGAUUCUUAAGAACGGAGGGCAUCGGAGCAUAACGACGUGGCAGUUAGCGUUCGGCGUCACACGCAACGCUGGGCGAACACACGACUCACAAACACCUCGCCACGACAACUUCAGGCGCCUCCUGCGCUGCCAGCAACCCCACGUCCAGCCCUUCGGCCUGUGGAAGCGCCACGCCCGCUACCACGCUCAGCUCAGCGCACUUUGGUACAGCACGGACGAGGAUGCCGCCCUCCCUCGCGCCCGCGAGGGACAGGAGAUCCUCCGGAAUACCUUCAGGGCGAUUUGGCGCCACGGAAACCUGUCGCAGCCAACCAUGCGCGUACUACUUUACAUCCACGCCCUCGACUCAGCAGACACGACCGCCCGAUUACGCGACACGCUCGCCGGGCGUACAGCGCAGGUGUUGGAGGAGACUAUCGGGCGCAGCGCGGAGAUGUCGCAGGCGAGCGUCCUCGCGUCCUCGCGCGACGCGGCGGUCUGCUCGCUCGUGACCGUACACGUGAAUUUAGCAUCCGCGAAGCGCCAAAGAUCACAUCUUUACCGGUCGUCCGCGGUUGGUCCGCAGCCUCAGGCAGUCUCUUCGCUCCUCUCAGUGCGCGACUACGCGUCUGUUGUGCUCAUUGCUCCUCCACCGAACAACGGCGUCGCGCAUCGGCAGUGCUGGGAUCGUCACGCGCCGUGCAUCAUGGACAUGCGGGCGUGA
Fomitopsis serialis is the source of this 810-nucleotide messenger RNA. RefSeq lists its product as uncharacterized. The transcript is spliced from 4 exons. The coding region runs from base 1 to 810 and encodes 269 amino acids. The record is from RefSeq and is a predicted model, not a curated record. Lineage: Eukaryota; Fungi; Basidiomycota; Agaricomycetes; Polyporales; Fomitopsidaceae.